UGUUUUGGGAAGUGCUUUAAAUCUAUCUGCCAGAGGCAUGGGCUGCUAAAGCCAGAACCGACUGCCACAAUGCUGAGCUCUGGGCUCCCUCCCUUUCUCCUAUUGCUCACAGCUGUGGAGCUGAGCUGGUCCCUUACAGAUGAUGAACAGAGGUUGAUUGUGGCGAUGCACAACCACUACCGCUCCCAGGUCUCCCCUCGUGCUGCAGACAUGCUGAAAAUGAGCUGGGACCCCGACCUGGAAGCCUUUGCCAAAGCCUAUGCAGCGAAGUGCAUCUGGGGCCACAACAAGGAGCGGGGCCGGCGGGGUGAGAACCUCUUUGCCAUUACCGACGAGAUGGACGUGGAGGUGGCCUUGGACCAGUGGUACAACGAGCAUGAGCAUUACAACCUGACCACGUCCAAGUGCUCCGUAGGACAGAUGUGUGGCCACUACACCCAGGUGGUCUGGGCAAACAGCGAACGCAUUGGCUGUGGGAUGCAAUUCUGUAAAACCCUGCAUGGUGUCGAGGAACCUGACCUCUACCUGCUGGUCUGCAACUACGAUCCCCCCGGCAACGUGAGGGGUCGCAAGCCGUACAAGGAAGGACCUCCAUGCUCCAUGUGCCCCGAGGGCUAUACGUGUAGGAAUUCAAUCUGUGAACCCAGUGUAGACUCAGAAGAGGCCUCUCCAUCCUCUAGGACAACAAGGCCAAACCUCACCACUAGGCCAGCUCUUGCAACAGCCACCACUACCACGAGCCCGACCACUAUCACUACGAUAAGGCCAGCACCCACCACCGUGAAAAAAAGGCUGACACCCACCACCACGAGGCCUGCACCCACUACCACAAGCCCAACCACCACCACUACGUUAGGGCCAGCACCCACCACCACCACCGCCACAACAAGGCCGCCACCCACCACCACCACCACCACAAGCCCGCCACCCACCCGAACAGCAAGGCCCAACCCCACCACGGCCACUGGGCCAACAUCCUCCUUAGAGCCCACCUCAGACCUAAACCUUAAAACAUCUCCAGAAAUGCAAGUGGACUCUGAGGAGACUGGUGCCCCAUUAGUGACCACGGAGGCUGUGCUCUUUCUAGACCUGGAGUCGACCUUCAGCCCGACUGCCUCUCCAGAAAUGGAGAGAGACUUGAAGGAGUCCGAUGCAGUCUCUGUGAGAGCUGAGCCAGCCCUCUCCUCAGAGCCACCUCCGUCCUUCAGCCUUACAACUCCAGAAACCGAUCUAAGCUUGGAAGAUACCAAGCAGCCCCCACCUGCCCUAAAGCCAGCACCUGCCACUGCUAAGGUGACCUCCCUCCUGCACUUAUUACCACCUUCCAAGGCCGCAGCGGGGCACAGCCUUGCUGUCCAGUCCUUCCUGUCAGGUGCCAGAGAGACCGAAGAGCUGAUGAUGGGCCCCACAAAGAAAGACUUGGACCAGCAAAAUGGUUCAGCCACCAGCAACCUUCUGGAGUUCUCUCUCUUCCUAGUGGCCGCUCCCCUGCUGACAGGCCUUCUGCUCUGAAGGGUCUGCCUCGACCCUCUGUGCUCCUAUCCUCAAACUCUCCUCCAGUACUGAUUGUCCCGCUGCCCUGCUGGGCGUGGGGCAUAUCAAUCAGGUGAAGACCCCCUACUGGGCCUUCUUGCCACUCGCUAUGUCCACUCCAAUCCAGUUAUACUCAGCAGUGCCUGGCAAACCACACCGGCCAUUCUGUUACGCUAGCACUGCUGAGACCCCAUAUCCCUGGUUACCAAUAAAAGGGAGGUAGCUAAGUUUUAAGUGCCCAGCUCAUCUGUCAAAGGGGCAGGAGCAGCUGGGCGAAGAGAGGGGAAAUUCCUUGGUGCCUCUUCCUCCCCGAGUUCUAACUCUAACCUGAAGUUCCAUAAUUCCUACUCCAGUCUGACUCAGAGAUGGGACUCCUUAAUACUGAAGAUCCUGGAUCCCCACCAGUCUGGAGGCCCUCCCCCUAACCGGAACCAAUGAAUGAUCUACUAUCUUUGUGGGACUGUAAGGUCCUUCCCCACAAAUCCUAUAUGAAAGGCAGUGCAGAGACAUGGAUGGUACAACCCUAUCUAAACUCCUCUCGCUUCCUCCACCAAAUGUGUCUACAGUGCACAUGCCCCUUCAGGAGAGCCAGGAAUUGAACCCUGCUCAUCAGUUUUGCUCGGUCCAUUGCAUGCAUCCCAUUCCAGAGUUACUCCAUGUGGCAUGGUUCUUAUUUUUUUGUGCAUGGGAAAAAAUAUUUCUGCACUAGAGAGGAAGCGGUGGCUCAUUAUAAAACUCCUGUUGGCAUCCUCUAUAUUGUGUGGCAUGACUUUAGACUAGCUUCUCUUGAGUACCUGAAGGGUACGACGUAUUUCAAGUUAGAUACAGAUCUUGGCCUAUGGUGUAUGUAUCUUAUACACACAGUGGAACCUGACCCAGCAAAAACCAGGUGGCGUGGUGGAGUUCAAAGCAAAUUCUGCUAGGGGUUAUCCACUGGAAGCACAACUUACCAUAGAGCAGCUUUCACUGUAUGUGGCAUUCAUGUUUGUUUCCCCUCUGCGUGUCUGCUCCAUGUAUCUUACGUUUCCAAGAAAGGUGUGUUAACUACACGACAAGCCUCAGGUGGUCCAGUUAAGAUCCAGUGGAAGGUGCCACUUGAUAUGAACCUUUUAGCAACCAUAGCAUCCCUUGGUUUUGCUACCCGAUGAGGUGGGGACUGACGUGAAUCCCGUAGCCCCUUAGCUACGAGGGACACUGUUUCCAAUACCCCAUGAGGUCCUGCUUCCAAUAAACAGUGUUCUGAAAUCAU
Messenger RNA from Terrapene triunguis (Three-toed box turtle), 2782 nucleotides. RefSeq names its product peptidase inhibitor 16 (gene PI16). Gene Ontology annotation, cellular component: extracellular region. The transcript has 6 exons. The record is from RefSeq and is a predicted model, not a curated record. The coding region runs from base 70 to 1512 and encodes 480 amino acids. Lineage: Eukaryota; Metazoa; Chordata; Testudines; Emydidae.